AUGAAGCUGGAAGAAAGCUCUAGAGGUGAGGUGAAGGUGAGCCGUGCAACUGCAGCUGCUGAGCACGACCAUGCGGGGGCCUGGCCGGCCAUGGUGCUUAUAUUGCUCGCGCACGCGAGAGAUGGGCGGCACGUGCAUGUGAUGUGGCCGCGCAGCCUGCAACUGCGUGACUUGCGCGGUGGCAAAGCUAAGGACAGCGUGUACGGAGGAACAAGCUACGGCAUGUGCCGCUGCGUCGUCUCGCCUUGGACUCUGAUGGCAUGCCAUGCCAAGACCCAAGAGACAAGAAUAGAGAAGGUUGUCGUCAGGAGGCUGUGCCGGCAGAGGAGCAUCCUGACCGUGAACGGGCAGUUCCCCGGGCCGACCAUCCGCGCGAGCAGGGGCGACGUCCUCGUCGUCAACGUCCGCAACCAUGGCGACAAGAACAUCGUCAUCCACUGGCACGGCGUGGACCAGCCGCGGAACCCGUGGUCCGACGGGCCGGAAUACGUCACGCAGUGCCCCAUCCAGCCCGGCGCCGCCUUCGCCUACCGCGUCAUCCUCUCCCAGGAAGAGGGCACGCUCUGGUGGCACGCCCACACCGGCUUCGACCGCGCCACCGUCCACGGCGCCAUCGUCGUCCUCCCCAAGCGCGGCGCCGCCUUCCCCUUCGCGCAAUCUGCCGCGGUGGAGGAGACGCCACCCAUCAUCCUCGGCGAGUGGUGGCGGGACGACGACGCGAACCAGCUCCUGGAGGACACCGGCCGCGACGUCAGGCCUUCGGACGCCACCACCAUCAACGGCGAGCCCGGCGACCUGUUCCCGUGCUCCACGCCCGGCACCGUCAGGGUGCGCGUGGAGCGCGGCAGGACGUACCUGCUCCGGGUGAUCAACGCCGGGCUCACCAACGACAUGUUCUUCGCCGUCGCCGGGCACCGCCUCACCGUCGUCGCCACCGACGCCCGCUACGCCAAGCCCUUUCCCGCAGACCACAUCAUGGUCGCCUCGGGCCAGACCGUCGACGCGCUCCUCCACGCCGCCGGCGGGCGGUACUACAUGGCCGCGCGGACCUUCGCUUCCAACACCAACGUCGACUUCAACAACAGCACCGCCACGGCCAUCCUGGAGUACGCGGACGCGUCGCCCGCCCCGCCGGUGUUCCCCGCCGCCCUGCCGGCCGUCGACGAGCGCCUGCUCGUGACGAUGGCCGUGAACCUGCUCCCCUGCGCCGCGCCGAACGCGACGUCGUGCGCCGGCCCCCGCGGCGACCGCCUCGCGGCGAGCCUCAACAACGUGAGCUUCCAGAACCCCGCCGCCGGCGACAUCCUCGGCGCCUACUACCGCGGCGCCGCCCGCGGCGUGUACGACGCGGACUUCCCCGACGAGCCGCCGUCCCGCUUCAACUUCACCGACCCGGGGAUCCCGGCGGCGGGGCUCGUCGGGCCGUUCACGGAGCGGGGCACCAGGGUGAAGGUGCUCGAGCACGGCGCCGCCGUGGAGGUGGUGUUCCAGGACACGGCGGUGCUUGGCACGGAGAGCCACCCCAUGCACCUGCACGGGUUCAGCUUCUACGUGGUGGGGCGGGGGCUCGGCAACUUCGACGAGGGCCGGGACCCCGCCGGCUACAACCUGGCUGACCCGCCGCGGCAGAACACGGUGGCCGUGCCCAAAGGCGGCUGGGCGGCGAUCCGCUUCCGAGCGACAAAUCCCGGGGUGUGGUUCAUGCAUUGCCACUUCGAUUGCCACGUCGUGUGGGGAAUGGACACCGUGUUCAUCGUCAAAGACGGCAGAAAUUCCUAGUGCACUGUUGCAUGACAAUAAAGCAAAGUCGCAGAAAAUCGAUUGUCCACUCUGACAUGUUAGAGCGAAUUUAGAUCACAUUAUUUAUCAUUCAUGGUUUCAGAGCAUGAUGACUGCAAUUGACAACAAGUCUUGAAACUCUGCAUACUGUUGCUA
Messenger RNA from Panicum virgatum (switchgrass), 1935 nucleotides. Its product is annotated as putative laccase-9. The transcript is spliced from 4 exons. Bases 1 to 1779 code for a protein of 592 amino acids. The record is from RefSeq and is a predicted model, not a curated record. Gene Ontology annotation, molecular function: oxidoreductase activity; copper ion binding. Lineage: Eukaryota; Viridiplantae; Streptophyta; Magnoliopsida; Poales; Poaceae.